ACUACAUAACCAGAUGAGGAGGAUCUAUGACCGACCGGCCACUCCUGUUUGGCUGUACAAAACGCUACAUGACGAAUGUCUUCACCUCUUCACUGAAGACUAGAUGUCGUAAGCGGCUAAUUCAGCUUAACUAGCCACAGCUGUUUCAACAACUGCCAAUGAGCUUCUUCUCACGAAAACACAAUCACACACACACACACUUUCAUCCAUGGGCAGCCUAGCCAAUGGCCCAUUUACGAUGAAGUAACGGUUGGACUGCCUUAACAUACAGAAAGACAGAUUUCAGACGAUGUAUUGCAGACAGUGCACAAUAUAUUUCAAUUUUAAGUGACUCACUGUAAAUUUAAAUGGUCCGCAUCCGGCCUUAUCGGGCCUGCUAUAGUUCAUAGGCCUUCUGAAUUGCCAUACCAAACAAAAACACACUUCCUGGCAAACCGAGAAAAAAGGCUUUAAAACAGUGAUGCAGAGGUGACGGCCCGCGGGCCGCAUCCGGCCCGCAUGGUCAUCACAUCCGGCCCAGUUACGUCAGUGGUUGGGAAGGUUUUUUUUUUUUAAAUAAAUAAUACUAUGUUACAAUAUCAACAAAGGCAAAUCUACUUUUGAUUUUUAGCCUUAAUGGUUUUAAUAAUGCUUAUUUUUUUAAAAGUAUGUUCCACAUAAUCCAACAUUUUCUCUUUCGCUCGUGCCGGUAUCUGUCGCAGCGCGUGCACUGACCAACGUACUAAGGAACAAGUUGCUCCCGCUCGAUAUCAGUCAGGAUGUUGUCUAAAAAGCGAAAGGUUGAUGCUGAAUGUCGCGUCUUUCAGGAGAGAUGGAAAGAAAAGUAUUUCUUUUGGGAAGUGGGGGGCAAGCCAGUGUGUUUAAUUUGUUCGCAACAAGUGGCUGUACCAAAGGAGUACAAUAUCAGACGACAUUACGAGAAGACCCAUCAGGAGAAAUACGACGAGUACACAGGGCAACGAAGGACGCAAAAGCUAAACGAGCUAGCCUCAUCCCUCCGAAAACAGCAAGCUGCUUUCUCGAAAUGCCGAGAGACAUAUGAAGGGGCAGUGAAGGCGAGCUAUGUCAUCGCAUGGGAGAUAGCUAAAACUUCCAAGCCUUUCUCCGAGGGGGAAUUCGUGAGGACGUGCAUGACAAAGGCAGCCGAGCUAGUGUGCCCAGAAAGUCGACAAGCUUUUGCGAACAUCAGCUUAUCCCGACCUACAGUGACCGAGAGAGUGGAAGAGCUCUCCAGCGACUUGCAUAGCCAACUGAAAGAGAAGAUAAAGUCCUUUGUCGCGUUCUCUAUUGCCCUUGAUGAGAGCACUGAUGUGACUGAUACAGCCCAGUUGGCGAUAUUUAUUCGCGGAGUGGAUGAGUUCCUGACUGUCACGGAGGAGUUUGUUUCCGUGGUACCCAUGACAGACACAACUACAGCUAACGACGUGUUUGUUAGCCUUGUCGGGGCCCUUGACAAGCUAGAGGUGGACUGGAGUCGCGCUGUCAGUGUGGCUACGGAUGGUGCGCCUUCCAUGGUAGGAAGAAAGGCCGGGGUGGUCGUGAAGUUGAGAGAAAAGGUGCGAGAGGCAAACCCAGACCAGGUAUUCUGGAACUUUCACUGUAUAUUGCACCAAGAGGCGUUGUGCUGCAAAAGUCUGAAAAUGGAGCAUGUUAUGAGUGUUGUUGUUGCCACUGUCAAUUUCAUCAGAGCCAAAGGGCUUAACCAUCGGCAAUUCGAUGCAUUUUUGUUUGAAAAUGACAUUCAUCAGGGCCUUCCCUAUCACACCGAUGUGCGUUGGUUGAGCAGAGGCGCAGUGCUCAAGCGGUUCUUCAAAUUACGCAGAGAGAUAGGCGAGUUCAUGCAGGGUAAAGGGAAGCCUGUGGGGGAAUUGGGCGACCCCGAAUGGAUAAGAGACCUUGCCUUUUUAGUGGACAUUACAGAACACUUAAACAUCUUGAAUGUUACUAUGCAAGGUCGCAACAAACUCGUUACCGAGUAUUAUGACAGUGUCCGUGCGUUUCAAAGUAAACUUGCGUUAUGGAAGGCACAGCUCAGCCAGCGCAAUGCAGCCCAUUUCCCAUGUUUGAAAUCUCUGCCUGUCAACCAUCUGAGCAUGGACAAGUAUGCACGCUUGCUUUCCGGCCUCAUACACGAGUUUGACAAUCGAUUCACGGUUUUCACUGAACUGGAAAAGGACUUUGCGCUUUUUCGCUCUCCAUUCACGACGGAUGCCUCCGAGGUCCCAGAGGGGAUGCAAAUGGAACUGAUAGACUUGCAGUGCUGUGCGCGGUUGAAAGAUACGUACGCAUCUACCGGAAUUGAAUCAUUCUACCAGUCCUUGCCACCCGAGUACCCAAUUAUCACUGCCUUUGCUGGUAAAAUACUCUGUAUGUUUGGUACAACAUAUUUAUGUGAGCAGGCAUUUUCUGUUAUGAAUGUUAAUAAAUCGAAAGUGCGCAAUCGCCUGACACAUGGACAUCUUAAUGAUGUCAUGAAAAUAGCCACUGCCCAGAGCCUGUCACCCGAUGUUGACAAGCUGGUGAAAACUAAAAGGCUUCUGGCUUCGACAUGUAAAAUGUAGCUGGCCUCCUUAUGUUUCAUAGUGCAGGGAAAUAAAGAUGGGGAGGAGAUAAAGGAGAUAGGUAUGUGGAAAUAUGUGUGGGGGUUGAUUGACAACGUUAAUGAACUAUCAAUUUUUUUGUUGUAAUGAUGAAAUAUUUUUUAUUGUGACUUUCCACCUACCUGUAAUAUUAAGUCAACUGGCCUGUUCACCUUGGUAUAUCUUUUGACUUCUUUAGGCCUACUUUGCUGGCCAUCUUUUUGAUUUGCCUAAUCAGGCCUGUGUAUCCAUAUGCAUUUAUGUGCAAGUUUUCAAUAAAUGUGAUCAAAGUAAUUUACAUUUCACUUGUGUUAUUUAUGUGACAUAGUCCAUUUUGAUGUUUUUAAAAUAUUUUAAAUGUAAGUUACUGGCAUGCAUAGGCUGAUGUGACACAAUUUAAGAGGGUAAAUUGCUUUUGACUGCCAUAUAAUUGUAUGCUUCAUUGCAAGGCUAUUGUGUAUUGCAAUUCCUUUUUAAUCUAUAGCAGGCCUUCAUAAAUGAUAUAUAAAAUAGCAUGUCUAUUUAUUUAGUGUUUGGUGUUGCCAGGCCAAAAAUAUACCGGUAAUAUGGCCCCCGAGGUCCCACUUGAAAACUAUCUGGCCCCCUGACUGAUUUCACCCUGGCAUCCCUGCUUUAAAGGUUUCUUUCUGACCAGACAACUGUGUAUUGUAGGCAAAGUGGUGGUGACACUUAUAUGUAAUACGUUUUUAGGAUGAAAAUGUUAUGCACACAAAAAAAGGGGGGAAAAAAACAACAUUCAUAUGACUGCGUUCUUGCUGGUAUUACCGUCUGUUCCUGAACCACUGCUUCAAUGAUAAGUGCAGUAAUUACAUGUCACUCACAUUUUAAAUCAAAAGAUAUAACCUCUUCAAACCAUAGAACUUGGGACCCCCUCGAAAACGGUAAUUUUUUUUGCAUUUCAGACUUUGUAUUUGGGGCUUUGAAGUAUUGCAACAUGGCAAAUCCACCACAUCCAAUAUUUGCUGACACUAAAGAACAGCUUUGAUUUGUUAAUAGUCACACUCACAUUCCUUCGUUUGGGGUCUAAAAAAAUAGGAUUAAGAAGAUUAAGAUUAAGAAUUAGAAUUAGUUUCUGUGCAAGAGACGGCCUUCUCACAGAAAAGUAGGCCUAUGAUUGCAUAAGCAAAAGUUCACAACUGUCACAGGAUAUGCAUGUGUGGAAAUUCAUAUAUAGUUCUGUAGUCAGCUGGGCUCAUCGACGGGCCUAUUCACUCUGUGCUGAAAAUGCUCAACUACAUCAUGACAACAUUAAUGUGACGUUACAGAGAGCCUUCCCUGACACAUUAAGACUUGGUCCUUACAAUUUUGGGGACAAUAAUGUUAUAAGUUAUCACACUCUCUGUGAAAUUAAAACUUUGAUUUCAAAUGAUAAUGGCACACUAAAGGGAUUUUUUUUCAAUUUGUAAUUUGAACGUCAGACAAUAGAACAAUGUGCUGCAUAGUUGAAGAGUUCAGCACCCCAUGGUUUCCGUACAAUAAGUGGAGGCUAAGCAGGGUGGCGGGACAGGCAGACAAGGGGGGCUGUCUGAGGCAGGGCUAUCUAUGGCGAGAGAGAGAGAGAGAGA
Molecule: messenger RNA, 4165 nt
Organism: Engraulis encrasicolus (European anchovy)
Lineage: Eukaryota; Metazoa; Chordata; Actinopteri; Clupeiformes; Engraulidae
Product: general transcription factor II-I repeat domain-containing protein 2
Exons: 2
Coding region: 759-2561 (600 amino acids)
Source: RefSeq, a predicted model, not a curated record